CAUCUGUAGUAAAGUUGACCAAGAGGCCACUCCUUACGAGCAAGGGAGGGAAACAAGAAAACGCAGAGCCGCGCACAAUUUGUACUUUUUCCACGUUUGGCUGUUUUCUGCGUUUCAGUAAUUGGCUGGAAACGUGCGGUGUUGAGUUUAAGUCCACAUUUAGUGCUCGGAGAUUUAACAGAGCUGGUAUCCACAACACGUUCCUGAAGAUGGGACCUUUCCUCUAAGGAGGGCUUGUUUCACGGAUUUGGGAUGAUGGCUUUGUAGCACCCCAGUUUCCUGUAAAUACUCCAAAGAAGUUAUCCAGUCAGUGUGCAGUCUCACUGGAGAACCAUCUGACCAUGGGUCCCCUCACUACGCCUAAAAAAGGAAGGGAAGCAUGUUCUGUUGAUCCCUGGACGCCGACUUCCAACCUUAAAAUGCUCAUCAGUGCUGCUAGUCCUGAUAUCAGGAACCGAGAGAAGGAGCUGUGCAUGGACAACGACGGGCGGGACGGUCUUGACCCUUCACAGGACAGUGAAAAUGGAGACGAGUCAGAGAAAAUGAUCAGCAGGAAAGACAAGAGUCUGGGUUUGCUCUGUCAUAAGUUCCUUGCCCGCUACCCAGAUUACCCAAACCCUGCCCUCAAUAAUGACAUCUGCCUGGAUGAUGUGGCCACUGAACUCAGUGUAGAACGUAGGCGCAUCUACGACAUCAUGAACGUGCUGGAGAGCCUGCACAUGGUGAGCCGUUCGGCCAAGAACCGCUACACAUGGCACGGCCGGACCAAACUGGCUCAGACGCUAGCCAUUUUGAAGCAGGUGGGCGAGGAGCAUAGGUACGGCCAGCAGAUGUUGCACAUCCGGCAGCGCCUCCUGGACAAGGAGUUUGACUUUGAUGGGGAGGAGAAGGAGAACGAGGAGGUGGUGGAACUGGAGAGCGGGGAGCAGGGACAGAAGGAGCUCUUCUUUGUGGAGCUUCCAGGAGUAGAGUUCAAAGCAGCCUCUGUGAACAGUCGGAAGGACAAAUCUCUACGGGUGAUGAGCCAGAAGUUUGUCAUGCUCUUCCUGGUGUCUAAUCCUCGUGUGGUCAGUCUGGAUGUGGCCGCCAAGAUCCUGAUCGGAGAGGACCAGGUCGCAGAUCAGGACAAGAACAAGUUUAAGACCAAAGUGCGCCGGCUGUAUGAUAUCGCCAAUGUGCUGCGGAGCCUGAAGCUCAUCGAGAAAGUCCACGUAACGGAAGAGAGGGGGAGGAAACCAGCCUUUGAAUGGGUUGGCCCCGAUGAAUUCCCACAAGUCAAAGACUUGGAAAACACUGCAUCCGAAUUACCCCCCAAGAAGAAAUGUGUACUGGAGUCCCGUGCGUCUGUAAACAACUGUGCCAAAAACCUAUUUUCAUCCCCUGGUGGCAAACGCAGCUUCACCCGGCACCCCUCCCUCAUAAAGCUAGCUAAGAGCAUUCAGGAGGACCGUCGAAAGAUCAAUUCUGCCCCGAGCAGUCCCGUGAAGAGUUCCCCCAGUGAUUCGUCAAACACAGACUUCCCAAACAAAAUGGCUCGACUUGCUGCUAUCUGUAAGAUUGAGCUUGACCAAAAGUCAUCGACCACAGCUGAGGAUCCAAAGCCUGCUGCUGUGAGGCUCGAGCCAACCUCCUCUGUUUCAAUGGAACCGCCUCAGGCACCGUUACUGACUCCGACCCAGGAGACUAGAGUCAACACUACUGUCCACCUCACCCCCCACACACCGCUGGCAUCCCUGCCUGCGGGCUCUGUUGCCUACAUCCCCACACAGUGUUCACCCCUGAUCCCCGUCCUGUUACCUCAGCAGCGGGGGAGCGGGCCCUACGCUGUGUAUUUGCGCCCUUCCUCCCCCAGGCCGAACCCUCUGGCCAGGCCGCAGCCGACCAGCCUUGCUGUACGAUCUAUGACCUUUGAGGAUAAGACCGGGCAGAGCCCGACAGGCCAGUAUGCAGCCAAGAACCUGCAGACCAUCAGGGCGUCAGACAUCAGCCCCUUGACGCUAAAGCGGCUGCGUUCGGAUUCAGCUUUGGAGAGCAGCCCCUCCAAAGCCAAGAGGACAGACCCCAACUUCAAGGACACCUCUCCAAAACUGUGUGAGAUCCUGCAGGCCCGUCUGAAAGCCCGUCGUGGCACUCAGCUCUCAAACCGGCCCUCACCUCGCGCCCUCCACCUGGAUCCUGAGUUUGUUAACACCCCUGGAGCUGCUGCAGCCAAUCCGACACUAGAACAGACCUUGGAGAACCUCCUGGACAAAGAGGAGAAGACGGCAAAUUCUGAUAGCGAGGCGGGAUUAACACCGGUCAGAGUCGUACCCCUCACGCCAGGACAACUCCAUGCCGAGACUUUAGUACCAGCCGGAUACCUGAUCCCAAUCUCCCAGCAGUCCCUCGUCAGUGAAAAGGAAAUUCAGGGUUUGGGGAGAGAAAGUAACAAGGCCUCAACUCCCACUUACAACAUCUACCAAACCCCAACUGCAGGUUCCAGACCUGACCUAGCCCAGGAGAUUACACCCACCAGCCUUCGUCUUCACAAACCCACUGCUGCCGCUUCGCCACACACCACCCAACAGCCCCACCGGCUCCACAGCCCCAGUCCUGCCAUCCUCAACUUCACCCUGCAGAACCUGGGUCUGAUCUCAGGCUCCAGCCCAGGAAACGCUUUUGCUGCCCCCCACACUCCGGAGUGUGGCAACACAAUUCCCAGCCCGCUGGCUCUGCAUCAGAGAGGCAUGGUUUUCAUCAAACCUGUGUCACCUGUGCCUCUGCAGCAGUCUGUAUCAGGGCAGCCAAUGACCCUGAUUAGUUUGCAACAGCCUCUGAUGACCACCCCCAAAGGGACAGGACUCCCCCAGCACAGCUUCUUCCACACGCCGGUACCCCUCUCGCCUCUGGCUGCCAUGGUAACCACCAAUGGACAACUGGGCACCAAAACUGUUUACAUCCCUCAGAGGAAGCUGGACGUUGCCACUGAGGACACUUGAAUUCCCUGAAAGAAACCCACUGAUGACUGUGUACAUUGUGUGUGUGUGUGGGUGUUUGU
This is a messenger RNA of Epinephelus lanceolatus (giant grouper), 3037 nucleotides long. RefSeq names its product E2F transcription factor 8 (gene e2f8). NCBI's taxonomy places the organism in Eukaryota, Metazoa, Chordata, Actinopteri, Perciformes, Serranidae. Gene Ontology annotation, cellular component: RNA polymerase II transcription regulator complex. The record is from RefSeq and is a predicted model, not a curated record. Gene Ontology annotation, biological process: regulation of transcription by RNA polymerase II. Gene Ontology annotation, molecular function: DNA-binding transcription factor activity, RNA polymerase II-specific; RNA polymerase II cis-regulatory region sequence-specific DNA binding.